GCGGCGCUGCAGCGUGCGGCGGGUGGAGAGGCCAUGGCGCUGCCCGGCGACCUGUGGGCAGAGCUGCCGGCCGAGCGCCGCAUCUUCUGCUCCGUCCUGGUCUUCUCGUGGGCCGUCUACCUCUGGGAGGCCUUCCUGGCGCACCGGCAGAGGCGGGUGUAUAGAACAACAACACAUGUACCACAGGAACUGGGACAGAUCAUGGACUCAGAAACAUUUGAAAAGUCUCGUCUCUAUCAGCUAGACAAAAGUACUUUCAGCUUUUGGUCAGGCCUCUAUUCAGAGGUUGAGGGCACUAUGAUUCUCCUCUGUGGAGGAAUUCCUUUUCUCUGGAAACUGUCUGGUCAGAUCUCUGGUCGUGCUGGGUUUGGACCAGAAUAUGAGAUUGUUCAGUCAUUGGUAUUUCUACUGCUUGCAACACUCUUCAGUGCAGUGACUGGUCUCCCAUGGAGUUUGUAUAAUACAUUUGUCAUAGAAGAGAAACAUGGCUUCAAUCAACAGACGCUGGGAUUUUUUUUUAAGGAUGCUAUCAAGAAGUUUGUUGUGACUCAGUGUAUUCUGUUGCCAGUGACAUCCCUUCUGCUUUACAUUAUUAAAAUAGGGGGAGACUACUUCUUUAUCUAUGCCUGGCUCUUCACAUUAGUUGUUUCCUUGGUGCUUGUUACAAUCUAUGCAGACUAUAUUGCACCUUUGUUUGAUAAAUUCAUUCCACUUCCGGAGGGAGAGCUCAAGCAACAAAUUGAAACAAUGGCAAAGAGCAUUGACUUCCCAUUGACUAAGGUGUAUGUUGUUGAAGGUUCUAAGCGUUCUUCCCACAGCAAUGCUUAUUUCUAUGGAUUCUUCAAGAAUAAGCGGAUAGUACUCUUUGACACACUCCUGGAAGACUAUUCUGCUUUGAACAAAGAACCAGCAGAAGGAGAAGAUGGUGAGAAUGAAGAAACAAAGUCUAAAACCAAAAAUAAGAAACAAGGAUGUAAAAAUGAAGAAGUUCUGGCUGUACUCGGUCAUGAAUUGGGUCACUGGAAACUAGGUCAUACUGUCAAAAAUAUAAUCAUCAGCCAGAUGAAUUCCUUCCUUUGCUUCUUCUUGUUUGCUGUGCUAAUUGGUCAGAAAGAACUCUUUGCUGCAUUUGGUUUCUAUGACACCCAACCUACCCUGAUAGGCUUGAUGAUUAUUUUCCAGUUCAUUUUUUCACCUUACAAUGAGGUUCUCUCAUUUUGUUUGACUGUAUUAAGCCGACGAUUUGAGUUUCAAGCAGAUGCAUUUGCCAAGGAACUUGGGAAGGCUAAAGACCUAUAUUCUGCUUUGAUCAAGCUAAACAAAGAUAAUUUAGGAUUCCCUGUUUCUGACUGGAUCUUUUCAAUGUGGCAUUACUCCCACCCACCCCUUUUAGAAAGACUUCAGGCCUUGAAAGAUGCAAAGCAAGAGUGACAGCAAUGAUUGCUGGUUCAGAGACAGUGCUUCCAUCUCAGAAGCAAAGUUCAGAGCGGCUUUUUAGUUUUUUUUAAAUGGAUAAUGCAAAUUAGUGCACUGUUAACAGCACCACAGAUCUGAGUAUCCUGAAACAGGUAUUAAAUUAUAAAUGACUUAUUUUUAACAAAAACAAAACCGUGGAACUUAAUUUAGAAAAAGUGCUGGGUGAAGACCUUCCCCCCCACCCACACACUGACUUUUAUUUCCAUAUCAUAGUAUAGACUUUUAAAGGGACAAAAACAAGUAUAGACUUCAAAGCACCUUUUACUUCAGUUUAUGUAUGCCUUGAACAUUGCUUUUGGUCCUUUUUCUAUUCUCAGCAUUCUGUGAACCUUCCCAGUCUCACCCUCUUCACAGUGAAGAGGCUUUGGGUGACUUGAUUUCCUGUGUAAUGAUAGUUGUACUUGCCAGUGUGUUUUAAAAAGCUGAAUGCAGCUGCAGGCUUUUCUCCUGCAUUCAUGUCUGUCAUAAUGAAAAAUGCUACUUAAUAAAACCCUCUUUUUCUGAA
Messenger RNA from Corvus hawaiiensis (hawaiian crow), 1981 nucleotides. It is a transcript of the gene ZMPSTE24, whose product is annotated as zinc metallopeptidase STE24. The coding region runs from base 34 to 1431 and encodes 465 amino acids. Gene Ontology annotation, molecular function: metalloendopeptidase activity. The record is from RefSeq and is a predicted model, not a curated record. Gene Ontology annotation, cellular component: endoplasmic reticulum membrane. NCBI's taxonomy places the organism in Eukaryota, Metazoa, Chordata, Aves, Passeriformes, Corvidae. The transcript is spliced from 10 exons. Gene Ontology annotation, biological process: CAAX-box protein processing.